This is a messenger RNA of Daucus carota subsp. sativus, 1134 nucleotides long. RefSeq lists its product as uncharacterized. The transcript is spliced from 2 exons. Lineage: Eukaryota; Viridiplantae; Streptophyta; Magnoliopsida; Apiales; Apiaceae. The coding region runs from base 1 to 1134 and encodes 377 amino acids. The record is from RefSeq and is a predicted model, not a curated record. Gene Ontology annotation, biological process: DNA integration. Gene Ontology annotation, molecular function: nucleic acid binding; RNA-DNA hybrid ribonuclease activity.
AUGGUGCUCCGAAGCCCGGAUGGGUUCACGGUCGAGUACGCGAUCAAGUUAGACUUUCCAACUACCAACAACGAAGCUGAGUAUGAGGCCCUUAUAGCUGGAUUGGGAUUGGCGAGAACCCUGAGGGUUAAAAACCUGAAAGUCUGUGGGGACUCAAGACUUGUGGUGUCACAGGUUAAUGGAGAAUUUGAGGCACGAGAAGAAACAAUGCUGAAAUACUUGAGGAUUGUUAAAGCUCAUAUGACACAAUUUGAAGAAUGUAUGGUAGAACAUAUACCCAGGGAAGAGAAUGCAAAGGCUGAUGCCUUAUCCCAGUUUGCAUCCUCGGAGAAUGAGGUGUGCUUGGGAAGUGUUUACUAUCAGGUUUUGAAAACCCCAAGCAUCAAUGCCAAGCUGGUAUCCCCAAUUGACACGGGGGCCACUUGGAUCGAUGAAAUCAAAUUAUAUCUCGAAACUGGACACCUACCACCUGAUGCUGGGGAAGCACGAAAACUACAGGUAAUUGCUUUAAAGUAUGCACUGAUUGAGGGGAUUCUCUAUAAGAAGUCUUUUGUUAUACCAUAUUUGAAGUGUUUAAGGCCAGAUGAGGCCCGGGAAGCCCUGAAAGAGGUCCAUGAAGGAAUUUGUGGCCAGCACCUACGUGGGAGAGCCCUGGCUCACAAAGUUACUCGCCUUGGGGCGUUUCCACUCGCCAGUGCUCAAAAGAAGUUUUUGAUAGUGGCUAUUGACUACUUUACCAAGUGGAUUGAGGCCAAACCCCUGGCCAAGAUAACCACCAAGCAAGUUGCUCAGUUCUUCUGGGAAAACAUCAUAUGCAGGUAUGGCAUACCCCGCGUCUUGGUUACUGACAAUGGAGCCCAGUUCAACAAUCCAGAGUUUGUAGGAUACUGUAACGACUAUAGCAUUGAGCUACGAUUCACUUCGGUUGCCCAUCCUCAAGCCAAUGGGCAAGCUAAAGUAGCCAACAAGAUAAUCCUUGAUGGACUAAAGAAAAGAGUCGAGAAAGCGCAUGGGUCUUGGGCUGAAGAGAUUCUCCCUAUACUAUGGGCAUAUCGAACAAUCUGCAAGGUCUCCACCGGAGCAACCCCGUUCCAGUUAGCUUACGGAGCUGAAGCCGUGGUGCCACUGAGAUAA